CCUGGGGUCCUUCUCAGCAACACCCUUCCAAGAUGGCAGCCAACAGUAGCAGCACGGGCAGCAAAUCCAGCAACAGCGCCGGUGGAAAACAGUCCGGCCCGUCGGCAGAACAGGUGGUGGCAACAUUUCAGAGGAUGCGUCAGGAACAGCGCAGUAUGGCUUCGAAAGCUGCAGAUUUGGAGAUGGAUAUCAAUGAGCACAGCUUAGUAAUUGACACCCUGAAGAAUGUGGACCCUUCGAGGAAAUGCUUCCGUCUAGUAGGAGGAGUGUUGGUGGAGAGGACAGUAAAAGAAGUUCUGCCAGCCUUGGAAACCAACAAAGAACAGAUCUCCAAAAUAAUCGAGUCCAUCAACACGCAGAUGCAGUCGAAAGGACGAGAGCUCACAGAGUACAGGGAACGCUACAACAUCCGGUUGGUGGGAGAAGGUGAAGGAGAGGCACAAGGGCAGUCAGCAGCAUCUUCCACGGACAGCGAAGGAGGCGGGUCUAAAAGCGGAGCUGGUGUUUUAGUGUCGUAGUUUGUCAUGAUAGAGCGCAACAGUAGGGCCUUAUGAUUUCUGCAGCACUGAUAACACAACUGGAGUCACAAAAUCUCGGUUCAGUGAUUGAACAUUUCACAGGAUAACUUUGGUUUUUCAAGAUUGGUGAAAAUUCUGCUAAACACAAUGCACUUGGUAUAUCAGUAACAGUACACACAGUUCUCCGCUUACGCAAGUGAAUGCUAAUGUGUGUAAAAAAAAAAAAAAUAAGGGUGUUUGUCUUGCAAUUGCCUUGUCAGUGAAGCUGACUUUUUUUUAUUUCUGAAAUACUUUGGCAUAAAUUAAACAAACUCAACUACUUGUUUUAGCCAUACUCUCAUUUACACAUUGCCAAGGUGCUGGGUUAUUUCAAAGUUUAAGAUGUUCAAAUGCCUCGAACAUACAAGGCAUAUUAGUUCACAGCGCAUUUUUAAGUAAACACGCUUUUGCAUUUUGUAAACUUAAGAUUUUGGACUAACAAUUUAGAAAUGAGGAAAAAUAAAAGCUGAUUUCAUAAAGCCCUAGAGUAGGUUGAGCAUCGCUAAGAGUCACCCUUGCCAAGGCAGCACAGGUCCUGGGGGGCAUUUUGACAACAUGUGUUACAAGCAAGAGCGAGAAAUUAUACUGUAAACAUGUCACCACUGAUCAGAAUGAGUCUGUCGGCUUUGUUCGGCCUCCCUCUGUGAAGCAUUUAAUUCACAACUGUCUUCAUGCGUAUGCCAUGGACAGAACAUCCACUGGUUUGUAUUCACAAUGCUGAUGUGAGGUCAGAUUGUGUUCAGUGGUGACUAAAGCGCAUGCUGUGAUGUGACCGGUGAGAGACAAGAAGUCAGCGCUACCACCACAGCUUGAUAAUAAAGCCCUAUCAUUGAAAACACAAACUAGUCAUGUUCUUUCUGAUCUGUGGCACAUGCUUGAGCUUGGAGUGGUUAAAUUCAUUUUCUAGCACAGUCUAAAUAGAAGAAAUGCCACCUACGACCUGAUGUGUGCUGUCCAGACUGUUUAGUUGUAAGGACAAAAAAUGUUUUUGCUGAUGAUGGUUAUGAAUUAAAGAAUGUUA
Chelmon rostratus (copperband butterflyfish) is the source of this 1578-nucleotide messenger RNA. RefSeq names its product prefoldin subunit 2 (gene pfdn2). Gene Ontology annotation, cellular component: prefoldin complex; cytoplasm. Bases 33 to 518 code for a protein of 161 amino acids. Gene Ontology annotation, biological process: protein folding. NCBI's taxonomy places the organism in Eukaryota, Metazoa, Chordata, Actinopteri, Chaetodontiformes, Chaetodontidae. The record is from RefSeq and is a predicted model, not a curated record. Gene Ontology annotation, molecular function: protein folding chaperone. The transcript has 4 exons.